AUGACCUCAUCCGCGUUCUAUCCCUACGAUGCCCACUUCCCGAGGCGCGGCUCUCUCGGCCUCGACAUCGACCUUCCGACGCAAGUCGCUCAGGGCUACCCCUUGUAUGGGGAGCCAUCUACCCCCCGCAGGUCGGCUGGGAUUCUGGGGAGACUAAGUUACGACUCUCAAUCCUAUCUGUUUGGCGACAAGCAGUUCUAUGUUCCCGGACAGAUCACGGACGCCGCGCGCGAUUUGUGGGCAUCGGCGAUGCCAUCUCCCGCCUCAGACGAUCUCUCCAGCAGCUGCUCCUCGUCCGCCCCGCACUCCCCCUUCCAAGAGUCACACGUUCUGUUCACGCAGUGUGUUGACCCCAAGGACUGUUGCCCUCCGCCCGAAUUGAGAUUGGACGAGGUCAUCGACACCACUCAGUGCGAGGGCAGCCAGGACGCGCCCGCCCUGAUCGUCGCAGCCCUGCACUCCCAGCAUCACUGCUAUCCCUCCCCGUCCCCCUGUUCGCAUCCUUCCGCACCUCCCUCGCCACUUUUUCUCUCGCGAGCUCCCUCUCCGAAUCCUUUCUCGGCGCAUCGUUCCCCGUCUCCCGCCCCGUCUCCCGCACGCGUCAACGCCUCGUCUCGCGCGCGCGCGCCCAAGCGUGCGCGCGACGACUCCGAUGACUCCGACGCCUCUCCCGCUCCGAAACGCGCAACGCGCGCCCGAAAUGUCGUGGUCUCUACGCCCGUCGCUGCCCCCACCACCGCGCGGAGGUCAUCGCGGGCUUCCGCCCCCCGUCGCGCCCGCGCCCGCGCCGGUUCUGCCCCCACGUCGGUACACCCUAGUGGCUCCUGGGACUCGCAGGCCGACGCCGACGCCGACGCCGACGCCGAAUCCGACCCGAGCGAGUCCGACUACGUCCCCAGCAGAGAUGGCGAGGCAUGCGACGACGACGAUGACGACGCCGAAGACGAAGACGGCGACGAAGAGUACAAGGACCCGGGCUCCAAGUCCAAGCGUCGAACGAAGCGCGGACCCGUCGCCGGUCAGGGUGACGAAGAUGGGCCCUACUACUGUGACCACACCUCCGCGAGUGGCGUGUGCAACUGGAAGCUGAGCCGUCGCUCGGACCUCGAGCGCCACAAGAGGACCGUACACAAAGAGGGGAAGUUUGUCGCGUGGAAGGUCACCUGUCCGGUUUGCGACCGCGUUAUGUCGCGACCGGACGCCCUCCAACGCCACACUCACUCCUCGCACAAGUUGACGCUUUCAUCUACGUACUUCGUUCUCGUUCGGCGGAUUCAAGACCCACCGGCGGCUCUUAGGGAGUACCUCCUCGAGACAGGAUGUGAAGGACUUCUCGAGGUCUUGGGGUCCAAGCCCGCGGUGAAGAGGAGACGGACCAAGACGUGCCGUAGACUCAUGUGGUCGAUGACCGGCAUCGAUGCCCAGCUGCUCGGUGAUGCUCUCCCGAGCAGGGGCAUAUGGCACUGGUGCAAAGUUGCCCCAUCUGCUCUCAACGACAUUCUCUCCUCCUUGACAACCGGCGUGUCCACGGCCAGGAUCUGCACGAAGCCCGGUUCUGACUGCCCCGGGCGGACUGUUUACCGCAUCGGGCGGGCUUCGCCGCCGUGCCGCGCGCGCAACCCGCCGCGCUCGGGGCUCGAAGCCCAUGCACCCCGGCCCUCGUCCGGCGGUUUCUGCGCGCGCGCACUGGAGACACUUAUUCCCGGGUGCCAUUCGCCACACGCGAGGGCGCGAAAAGACUCAACGGGCUUCUGGAGAGCCUACAGCGCGGGGUCCCUCGGACGACUCUCGCCCGUGCGCACGACGCCGGCCGGAGGCUUCGCCGCGUGCGCGCCCGUUCCUUUUGUGAUACUCCGGCCCCUCGGCGGGCGGUCGCGCGCGGCGGUAAAGGGCUCGUCCGCGGCGACUGCUGGCGUCGAGGAACGCAGCCGCGCGCGCUCCUCCGACUUUGAUGCCGGGCCUCGAGGCUUGUCCGGUGCGCCUUACGUCCUCUGCGGCUUGAAGCUUGAUCCAUCCGAGGUCAUUCGCACGUUCAUCCUCCUCGCUUGGCCGUUCGGGGAGGGAGAUAAUCGUCUGGUUGCCCCGCACCCCUGGCUCGCGCGUCUUCUGGAACACGCCUUGCCGCACCUUACCGACGCUGAUGAGCAGACCGCGCAGCCAGCGCUGCGCGCCUUGCGAGCCAUCGUCGGAGCCACUGCCACCCCGUUCAGCCAAACCGGCCUCUAUCUGUCUCUCCUCUACCACACACCGUUAUCACCAGCGCCCUAUGGAAAUCGACGCCGGCGAGGUCUCAUCACCCACUCCGGAGCCUGCGCCCACCGCUCCCUCGCGGCGGAACAUCUCAACGAGCACCUGUCGUUCCCCGCCCCGGAACUGCCUCUCGCGCCCAGCACCUCCCCUGCUGCGCCCCCACAACCGCGCCAGAUCCUCAAGGAGAGGCUGUACGUCGGAAACCUGCAUCACAGCGUGGACGAAGGGAAGCCCCGAGGCUACGCCUUCGUCGAGUACUCCGACAAAGCCGACGCAGAGAAGGCCCUCACGCGCGCCAACGACAAGAUCCUCCGCGGCCGCAAGCUCGUAGUCACCUACGCGAACCAGGCCCCGCUCGACUCGGCGGCAGGGUUGGGGCUCGGCGCGCGGAACCGCCGUAUGGUCAGCGAGGUCGGCAAGCCAACCACGCUGAGCCUGUUGAAGAGCGCGAACGCCGGUCGGUCCUCAGAUGCCACCGGGACGAAGAUCGCUCGCAUGGAGGCGAAGCUGCGCCAGCUCGAGCACACAGAUGCGCCCGCGGCAUCAUCCUCGUCCUCCUCGUCCACACGCAAACCCGCGCACCCCUCCCUCCCCGCGAAGCCGCUCGGCGCGAGCGCAGCCGCCGCGUCCGCCGCCGCCGCCGCCGCGAGCGGGAGCGCCGGGCCCGUCGCCCAGUCCGUCGGCGUCGGCAGGGGCCACGCCGGCACGCGGCACGGCGCACCCACAAACGGCUACGCAGCGGCUCCUGGUGGACGUGCGCGGGACAGGGCCGCCGCGCUCCCCGCGCUCCCGCUCGCCCCGCCGGCGGGCUUCAAGCACAACGCCGGGCUCCUGGGGCGCGGCGCGGUGGUCACGCGGAAUCCGGGCCCGCUCGCGCCCACAGCGGCCGGGCGGGCGUCGGCUGGCAGGGCGGGCGCAUCUGCUGCUGCUUCCGCCGCUCCGCCGCCGACGAUGCCGCCGACGCGUGCGGCACCCGUCAAGAAGGCUGCGCUCGCCGGGGUCCGGAUUGUGAAGGCGAAGCAGGGAGGGGGCGGGGCGGGCGCUGUUGUACAGGAUGGGGUGGUGGCUGAUAACUGA
Molecule: messenger RNA, 3327 nt
Organism: Epithele typhae
Lineage: Eukaryota; Fungi; Basidiomycota; Agaricomycetes; Polyporales; Epitheliaceae
Exons: 12
Coding region: 1-3327 (1108 amino acids)
Molecular function (GO): RNA binding
Source: RefSeq, a predicted model, not a curated record